Drosophila suzukii is the source of this 2917-nucleotide messenger RNA. RefSeq names its product Ribonuclear protein at 97D (gene Rb97D). Gene Ontology annotation, molecular function: RNA binding. The record is from RefSeq and is a predicted model, not a curated record. Lineage: Eukaryota; Metazoa; Arthropoda; Insecta; Diptera; Drosophilidae.
GAUUGCAGUUCACCUCUAGCAGCUGAAUAACAAUAAUCGAUUGACUUUGUAAAUUCUACCACCUAGCUUUCGUUUUGUUAAUUUGGUUAAAACGCGACUGAAAAGAUGGCUGGCGUGCUUUGCAAGGUUGAGGAUGUUCCGCCCGAGGAAAACAAGGAUGUGAUUGUGAUACCGGAUAGGGAGGAUGAUCCCCCUCCCCUUCCCUCCGCCCGGCAGGACAUAUGUGAGCUGGAGCACCUGCGUAAGCUCUUCAUCGGCGGUCUGGCACCCUACACAUCCGAGGAGGGUCUGAAGCAGUUCUACGGCCAGUGGGGCAAGGUGGUUGAUGUCGUCGUGAUGCGCGAUGCGGCCACCAAAAGGUCACGCGGCUUUGGCUUCAUCACCUACACAAAGUCCAUCAUGGUGGACAGGGCCCAGGAGAACCGGCCGCACGUCAUCGACGGCAAAACUGUGGAGGCCAAGCGGGCUCUGCCUCGUCCUGAACGCGAAACCCGCGAGACCAACAUAUCCGUCAAGAAGCUGUUCGUCGGCGGCUUAAAGGACAACCACGAUGAGGACUGCCUGCGGGAGUACUUUGUCCAGUUCGGACGCGUUGUCUCCGUUAAAUUACUCACUGACAAAACCACGGGCAAGCGACGAGGCUUUGCCUUUAUCGAGUUUGACGACUAUGAUGCCGUCGACAAGGCCAUCCUUCAAAAGCAGCAUUCGAUUAAGUACGUGCACGUGGACGUCAAGAAGUCGAUCUACAACCUGGAGAAAAAGGACAAACAGCAGCCGGGAGCCAUGGCGAACGGCAGCAAGCCGCCGCUCAAUCAGCAGCAACAACAACAGCAGAUGCAACAGCCUCCACCACCACAGCAGCAGCAGCAGCCGCAUAACGGCAACAUGCCGGUGCCUGGCUACCGUCCACCUGUGCCACCGCCACAGGUGAUGCCUCCCUACCACCAGCAACCGCCACCACCCCCGAUGAACGCCCCACCACCAAACUACAAUUACUGGGGACCUCCGCCUCCACCUAUGCAGUCCUACUACCAACAGCCACCCCCUCCGCAAAUGAACGCCUGGGGUCCCUAUCCGCCUGUUCAAAAUGGCUGGAACGCUCCCCCUCCUCCGCCACCCGGUGCCCAGCAAUGGCAUCCAGGCCAAUGGGGCUGUCCACCACCGGUGCAACAGGUACCUCCGGCUGGGGCAGUGCCCCCGCCCAUGGGUCACAAUGGACCGCCACCUCCGGCUCCUGGUAACUGGAACAUGCCGCCCAAUGCACCGCCACCAGUGCCUGGGGCUCCACCUCCGCAGGGUCCGCCGUCCCAUCAACAGCCCCCACCCCCGCCAAACUUCGGCAGCGGCUACCAGCAAAACUACGGAGGCGGACCGACAAAGCACAAUAGCAUGAAUGCGAACCGCAUGAAUCCCUACGCGGCAGCGCCGCCCAACAACUACCAUAAUCCCCAACCGCCAGCAUAUCCCCCAUACAAUGCUGGUGCCCCGCCGCCCAACGGAAACGUUCAGCCCCCCACUGGCGCCAAGGCGGUGGGCGUGUCCAACGGCUCGGUGGCCACCGGAGGCAGUGCCAACAGCAAGUAUCGCCGCUAGAAGGGGUGAGUAGAUGGUGCAAUCGCAACCCGUCCCCGCCAUUAGUCGUUCGUUUUAAAUGUGGCCUAUGCAUAAGAGUUGCCCCAAAUACGUCUUGCCACCCAUAUACUGUGUACUACCUACUACCCGCCACAGAUGCACUACGUCUCAAGUACUGAAGUUCAUGUAUGAUUACUAAUGUGUAACAUUUUCUUUGAUUUAGAUGCUCAAGAAUCAAGAUACUGUUAAAUAGACUCGUUGAUAAGCUAGGCCACACUCGCUUAGAGUUACUAACAGGAAACUUAACGCAUUGUCUCUCUAUCAUAGGACAACUAACUACGGUUUUACUCUACUCUUAAGCUAUACCAUUGAUAACCUACGAUCGAUCUAAGAUAUGCCACAGACUAUGUAUAAAUAUUUUCUACACCGUAUUUCGGAGGAGCGAGCUCUUCUCCCGCUUCGAUUUACUUUAGACAUAUUUUUGUAACCCCCGGGGAAUCGUAAAAAUGCCCAAAUACGAUACAGCAUGAAGCUCUCUAUUCGAAUCCAACUAUCUAUCUCUCUAUCUGUAAAACGAAGCGAGCGACCGUGCGACGCACGUCGGUUUGAAUCGAAGGUGGAAGGACAAUUGCAAGCAAUAAAUCAAUUAAUAAUUAGAUACAAAUUACGCAACUGUAGCCUGAGCUUAUUGGCCCAAAACGAAUAGCUUAAUCGUAGAUACCUAUGUAUUACUAAACCAUUCAAAUAAGAUAUACGUCCAAAAACAAGAAAAACGCAAAAUGCGAAUGCAUAUGAAACCGUAAUCGGAUCAGAAAUCAAAUCAAACGCCGAGCUGGCGGGCGUGGCACGGGUGCGUGGCCUUAACUAUCGAUGUACACAAGAGUUGAUAUCAAAACUAUUGUCAAUUUUCAUAAGGAGCGAAACGGAUACUUAUAUACUGUAACGAUGUUAAAGGUUUCUCUCUCUGGCCUCCCACGAUGUUUUUUUUUUUUGCUUUCCACACACAUGACAAACUUGAGAAAGUUAAAAUAUGCUGCAAAAGAAUGCUAGGAAACUCUAUGUAUUUGUUUUCGAGCCAUGACACGAACUCUAAGUUAAGUUUAUACCUUCAGAUUAUCUAGAUGUACGAUUCAUUCUCCUCUCUAUCCUAUUUAUAAGCGGUAGCGCACGCCAAAGGCUUUGAAUUGAUCCAUGAAUUAUGUAUUGAAAUAAGGGGAGGCUCAGUCCACCAUUUGGCAGCUUCAUUUAGAGCUCCUCUGCUAAAUUUACGAGAUACAACACUAAUCACUUAACCGAACUAUAUGAAAACACAUAUUUAUUUUAAAUAAAUAAAGUAUAAAAACAA